AUGAGGCUCAGAAAUGGAACUGUGGCCACUGCGAUAAUUUUCUUCACGUCUUUCCUCAGCUUGUCCUGGUACACCGCCUGGCAAAAUGGCAAAGAGAAACUGGUAGCAUACCAGCGGGAGUUCCAUGCCUUGAAAGAACGCCUUCGUGUAGCCGAGCACAGGACGCUGCAGCGCUCGUCAGAGCUCAACAGUAUCCUUGAGCAGUUUCGCCGCGCCAUUGCCGAAACCAACAACAGCAAAGACAACCUCGCCACCUUCUCAGAUGAGACCCAGAAACUUUUGAAGCAGCUGGCCAACAGGAAACCUCUUCAUGUGCCAAACAUCUACCACCACAUGCCUCACCUCCUCAACAAUGAGGGCAGCUUGCAACCCGCCGUACAAGUCGGUCUAGGGCGCACUGGAGUUACCAUGGUGAUGGGCAUCCCCACAGUGAAGCGGAAGGUGAAGUCGUAUCUGGCGGAGACUCUGCAUUCGCUCAUCGACAAACUGUCUCCGGAGGAGAAAAUCGACUGUGUCAUUAUUGUCUACGUUGGGGAGACUGACCUGGACUAUGUUCAGAGUGUGGUUUCCGGCCUGCAGAGCGAGUUCUCAACAGAGCUGAAUUCCGGUUUGCUGGAGGUUAUUUCCCCUCCUACCACGUUUUAUCCAGAACUCAACAACCUUAAGGAAACGUUUGGUGACUCUAAAGACAGAGUCAGAUGGCGGACGAAGCAGAACCUGGACUAUUCCUUCCUCAUGAUGUAUGCAUUGAGCAAAGGAGUUUAUUAUGUUCAGUUGGAGGACGACAUCGUGGCCAAACCCAACUACUUUGCCACCAUGAAGAACUUUGCCCUCCAGCUCUCGUCCGAGGACUGGAUGGUCCUGGAGUUUUCUCAGCUGGGUUUCAUCGGAAAGAUGUUCAAGGCACCAGACCUGAAUCUUAUUGUGGAGUUUAUCUUCAUGUUCUACAAGGAAAAGCCCAUCGACUGGCUGCUGGACCACAUUCUCUGGGUUAAAGUGUGCAAUCCUGAAAAAGAUGCGAAACACUGCGAGCGCCAGAAGUCCAGCCUCCGCGUGCGUUUCCGACCCUCCCUGUUUCAACACGUCGGGCUCCAUUCCUCUCUCGCCGGAAAGAUCCAAAAGCUCACUGACAAAGACUUCCUGAAGCCACUUCUCCACAAGAUACACGUGAAUCCGCCUGCGGAGGUUUCCACCUCAAUGAAGGUGUAUCAGGGCCACACACUGGAGAAGACAUACCUCGGAGAGGAUUUCUUCUGGGCCAUCACGCCCAAUGCGGGAGACUACAUCCUCUUUAAAUUCGACAGGCCCAUCAGCAUAGAGAGGUUCCUGUUUCGCAGCGGUAAUCAGGAACACCUCGGGGACAAGAUGCAAAACACCUCAGUGGAAAUACUGCCCGUCUCCGAACCUGGACCGCAGACCAAAGAGAAGUACAGGCGAACCGAGGACCGCUUCUACAGGAUCGGUCAGUUUGAAAAGGGUGUGGCUGAAGGAGCUGUGGAUCCUUCUUUCAAUCCCAUCCUGGCCUUGCGACUGUCUGUUCUCAAAAACUCCCCCGUUUGGACCAUCAUCAGUGAAAUACACAUAAAGAGGAUAGCAGGCUGA
Messenger RNA from Nerophis lumbriciformis (worm pipefish), 1602 nucleotides. Lineage: Eukaryota; Metazoa; Chordata; Actinopteri; Syngnathiformes; Syngnathidae. The record is from RefSeq and is a predicted model, not a curated record.